This is a messenger RNA of Paramecium primaurelia, 2731 nucleotides long. The record is from the annotation of a GenBank genome assembly. Lineage: Eukaryota; Ciliophora; Oligohymenophorea; Peniculida; Parameciidae.
AUGCCCAAAUGGCAAAUCAUCAAGAUGGCUUUUUUUAAACAUCUAAAAACUUUAAAAUGGGAUUAAUAUUAACAAUGGAGAUGGCAUAAUCACUUUUAAUGGGCUGAUAAUACUUUUAGACCAAUAUUAAUACUCUAAUUCAUAUUUAUUAUCAUUAGAUUGUCCAUAAUGGCAGAUAACUUGUAUAUUUAAAUUACUUUAGCAAUACAAAUAUGUAUACAUAUUCUCUUAUUUUUAUCCAUUUCAAAAGCAAUUUCUCAAGAAUCACAUUUCUUUAUAUAAUUAUUGCCUCUAAUACAACAAUACUGUAUGUAUUGGAUUUGCUACAUAAUCAAAGAAAAAGAUUAUUUUAUGCUCUAUAUUACAUUAAUUAGUAUCUAUCAGAGCAUGUAUUCUACUUUAAGCAUGAAAUUUUUAACAAUUUUAUUGUUCUUAAUCCAGAGCAUCUUCCUUGCUGACUUACCCUCAUUUGAAGGAUUGUUCCUUUCAAUAGUCCUUUUAAUCUUAUAAAUAUUAAGAAAGGAGUUCCUUUAUUUACAACAUUUUUAAAAUCUUUAAGCAUUAUUUAUGAUAAUUGAUUCUACUCCUUAAGCUAUAUGUAUAGUUCAUAAAGAUAAGAAUUUCUUACUUUAUUCUAAUAAGAUUUUUGAUAAUUUAGCUAACAAAUUAGAAAGUACAAAUUAAGCUGAAACAGAUUAAUCACCUGAUAAAACAUCUACAAUACAUUCAGCUAGAAAUCAAUUAAGUUUUUUAUAGAAUUUAUAAUUGGAUGAAUUAAAUAAUGAUUAAACUCUAUUUGAUUUUGAUGAUGAUGAUCUUGAAAUAGAGGAUCAAUAUAAAAUAAAGAAUGUUACUUAUUGUAAAGAAAAAACUCAAUUAUUAUCUUAAAAUCGAUUUUCUGUAGAAAUUUAAUAAUCACCCCCUAAAAAUCAUUAAUAAUAAUAAAAAUUUUUCUAAUCAUUUAAGAAUUAAGAAGAUGAUAGUAUAAUCAAAAAGAAAUUCACAUCAGAUGUUACAAUGAAAAUAGAAUUUAAUAAUUCUCCUUAACUGAUGAUUCAUUCAGCUGGUAAAAAGAGUUCUCGUAAAAGAUCAUAAAAUUAAAUUAGAUUAAAUAAAUCUGCUCUAUAUAUGACACCAAGUCGUAAAAUUUCUGCUGAUUAACUAUUAUCAAAAGAAAGUAAAGAAUAUCCAAGUUCUAAUCAUAAGUAAUCUCAAGAUUAUAAUAUUCCAAUUAAAUCUAAACCAACUAUCAAUCAUAAAAUGAAAUUUCUUGUUAAUGUAUUAGAGAAUUGUAGAUUAUUUGAUAAUGAUGAUGGAUUAUAAAUCUAUUUUAUUAAUGAAAUCAAUUAAAUUCUUUUAAGAGCCAAACUCAAAAAAUUAGAAUCAAUUAAAAAAAAUAUUCUAAGAUCAAUAUCUCAUGAAUUAUUAACUAAUUUAAAUGCUAUAUUUGGAUUUAUCAAAUAAUGUUAAGAUAAAUAAUCAUCUUAAGAGUCUUGUUCAUAAUAAUUAGAAUAAGCUUUAUGUUAUACAAAACUUUAAUUGUAUAAAAUAUAUGAUUUUUUUGAUUACAGAGAUAUUUUAGAAGAGAAAUUAAUUAUGAAAUCAGAUAAGUUUGAUAUUAAUUCAGUCAUAAGGGAAUGUGUUGAUUUAUUAAAGGAUUAAAUUGAAAGAAAAUUACUCUCAAUAAAUGUAGAAUUACCAGAGGUUUCUUAUAUAAUAAUUGGAGAUCGUUAAAGAUUAUGUUAAGUAUUAUUAAAUUUAAUUGGGAAUGCUAUUCGAUUUACAUUGAAAGGUGGAAUUACAAUAAGAGUGUCUAAUAAAUAAUAUAUAGAUUCUAUGUAAGGAAUAGAUGAUGUACAAUCAUUCAAUUAUUAAGAUACAAAUUUAUUAUAAGUUUCUAUAAGUGAUACAGGAAUAGGAAUGAGUGAAAAUGAAUUAUGUAAUCUAAGAAAGAAGGUAUUAAUAUUUAUAAUAUGUUUAGUUGCACUUAUCUGAUGAAGAUGAAAAAGUAUCUAAAUAGUCAGUUGGAAUUAGUUUGGGAUUAUCAGUUUGUAAAUAAAUUAUAAAACAUUUGGCACCUUACAAUUAAAAUUAUCUGUCAGUUGAAUCUUCUUUAGGUGAAGGUACUUAAUUUUAUUUCGUAUUAUAAUAUGAUGAAGAGUAAGUUUAAUAAGAAUAAAGUAAUUUAUAAAAUUCAUUUAUUCAUACAAUUCCAUAUAUAGAAUAACAAAGUACUCAAUAAGUUAGAGUUUUGAAUUAUAAUAAAUGUAGUAAAUCUUAGUUAGGAGAUUAGAUAGGUAAUAUAGAAACAAAUAUUUGUAAUUGCAAAAAGACAUUAAUUGUAGAUGAUGAAUAAUUUAAUAUACACAUUCUUUCUCAUCUUAUGAAAUAAUAAGGUUAUGAUGUUGAUUAUGCAUUUAAUGGCAAAUAAGCUAUAGAAAAAAUAGAAGUUUAAUUGGCUAAUAGAUGUAAUACAUCAACUUGUAUUGGAUAUAAGUGUAUUUUAAUGGAUAUAUGUAUGCCAAUUAUGAGUGGUUGGGAAGCUGUUCAAAGAAUAAGAUAAAUGGAAUAUAAAAUUAAAUUAACUAAAACCAUACCUGUCAUUGCAGUUACUGCUUUCUGUAGUAUCCAAGAUUAAUAGAAAAGCAUUCAAGAGGGUUUUAAUUGUGUAUUAAUUAAACCAAUUACAAAGGAAAAACUUCGUGAUACUUUUCAUCAUCUUAAUAUUUGA